This is a messenger RNA of Anolis sagrei ordinatus, 1284 nucleotides long. RefSeq names its product cyclic nucleotide-gated channel beta-1-like. NCBI's taxonomy places the organism in Eukaryota, Metazoa, Chordata, Lepidosauria, Squamata, Anolidae. The record is from RefSeq and is a predicted model, not a curated record.
GGGGCUGAGAGCACUUGUGCCAAGGGAGCCGAGGGAGAGCUGCUGUCCAAAGGAAACAAGGCGAGGGGCCACCACCGCUGCUCCUUCCCUUUUGGGUCCUUUGGGUGGAAGAGGCCCACCCAAGGAAGCCGGACCCUCCCAUGGCUCUCUAGACCGGCUGAUGCUCCAGACUCUCCCUUUCGCCCCUGAGGCGGUCAGCAGCUGAAUGUCCAUCUGGCUCCGGACCAGCGGCAUCAUGGGCCCUGUUGAGCAGCAGCGGCUGGGGGGUCGGAUGCUGGGUUGGAUUGAGAAGGUGGUGCCCCACCCCCCAGAAGCCUCUCCCGUCCAGGUCGUGGUAGAGAAGGAGCCGGAAAAGCCCUCCGCAGACACCAGGAGUUGGCUGGCCAGGCAGCUACCAGAACCGCAGCCGGGCAGACUAGCAGAAGUUCCAGGGAAGAAGCAAGAAGAUUCCAAUGAGUCCCAGGAUUCUGGAUCCACACCGAAAAGCCCUGGCCGGGCAGUGGUGGCCUGGAUCUCUCAGGGCCUGGGGAGGGUCAUCCCGCAGCCGGCCGUACAGGACGCACACCCCUCCCUCCAGGCCGUGGCCAAGAGCUUUGAGGCCAGCAUGGACAUCCAGGACGUGACCGAAGUCCAGGAUCUGAACGACGGAGACGAGUUCGGAUUCGAGGUGACCGACCUGGACAACGAGGACAACGAAGGAAACAACCUGCUGUCUGACUCCGAUCAACAUCCAUUGGGACAAAUUGGAGGGAAGAAGGUGCUGACUUGGCUGGCGCAAGGCUUUGAGAAAAUCAUGCCGCAUCCAGGCUACACGGGAUAUGUGGAGGAAGGGGAUUCGGACUCAGAGGCCGAGAUGGCGGAGGAGCCCGGGGCCCCAUUGCCAGGGAAGGACCCCUGCCCGUCCGCCUCUCCUUGCUCCGCGGGAGCCAAACACCGGACUUCCACGGCGAGCCAAUCCAGCCUCAGCGUCUCCCUCUUUCCCAGGAGCCUCGGGGGCGAUGGGGUCAGUGUGUUCGAAUGGCUCUCUCAGGAACUGGAGAAAGUCAUGCCGCACCCAGUCUCCAAAACGGACGAAAAUGGACAGAUCUCGGGAGCUGCAGAGCUGGGUCAAGCAAGGAGCAAAGGGGCUUGAGUGCCUCUGAAACAAAGGGGCCCGGAAGAUUUGGGGAGCCGUCUUUGGGUCUCAGGCCGGCCAGGAAAAACACUUGUACAUUUUUAUUCCCUUUUAUGAUUUCCCCCUGUUUUUGGUUCCUAAUUCCAAUAAAUAAAAGAGUCUGACCAUAA